Hypomesus transpacificus is the source of this 3990-nucleotide messenger RNA. It is a transcript of the gene cd2bp2, whose product is annotated as CD2 (cytoplasmic tail) binding protein 2. The transcript has 12 exons. The coding region runs from base 95 to 1231 and encodes 378 amino acids. NCBI's taxonomy places the organism in Eukaryota, Metazoa, Chordata, Actinopteri, Osmeriformes, Osmeridae. Gene Ontology annotation, molecular function: protein binding. The record is from RefSeq and is a predicted model, not a curated record. Gene Ontology annotation, cellular component: U5 snRNP.
AUCACUUCCCGGAUCUGACCGAAACACUCACAGAUGUAUGGCGCCCGUUGAAGAUUAUGCGUCAGACAAAUAUCUUUCCGUCUAGUUAGUUAGAAUGUCGAAAAGGAAAGUUACGUUCGAGGAUGACGAGGGGGGCGAGCUUGCUGUAGCUGAUGAACUCCCAAAGAAAAAGAUCUGUGAGGAUGUUAGUGGGCCUGGCUCCAGGUUCAAGGGUAAACACUCCCUGGACAGUGAUGAAGAGGAUGACGAAGAGGAUAGUGAGAAGACCAGCAAAUACAACAUACUAGCCAGUGAUGAUGUAGAAGGUCAGGAGUCUGCAACAAUCGAUUGUGAUGAGGGGGUUCCCAUUACUCCCUUCAACUUGGAUGAAGAGAUGGAGGAAGGGUACUUUGACUCUGAGGGAAACUACUUCAUCAAAAAAGACGAGGAUGUUAGGGACAACUGGCUCGACAACAUUGAUUGGGUAAAAAUCAAAGAACAGCCUUUUAAGCGAAAGAAGAAAGGCCUUUCAGCCAAGAGGAGGCGUAGAGUCGGGGAUGAAGAUGAAGCCGAAGAGGAAAAACAGCGAGAAGAGCAGCAGGCGAACACUGACGAAGAGGAGGAAGGAGAGAAGGAGCCCGCCGAGGACCCACUGGCGUCCUUCACGCAGUACCAGCUCACAGAGGCUCUGCUGGGAAUGCUGUUACCGGGGGAAACCGUUGCCGCGGGACUCCGUCGACUCGGAGGUCUAGGCGUCCGCAAGAAGGGGAAGCUCAGGGAGAUCGAUGACAAAUUAGAAGUGGCCAACAGGGAUGCAGAGAAGCUUGACAGACUCACUGCCCUCGCAGACAGACUGGUCGGGAGUGGCAUGUUUGAAAUAUACCAGCAGACCUAUGAAAAACUAGCCUACAUACUGAAGGGGAUGAACAAGAAGUCACAGAAGAGGGCUACUCUUGAGGGGAGCGAGGAGGAAGAUGAGCUCGAUAUGUUUGCAGACAAAAUUGACGAGAAGCGCAGUAGCAGAACACAGGACAAAGAGGAGGAAGAUGAGAAAAUGAGUGAUGAAGUGAUGUGGCAGUACAAAUGGGAAAACAAGGACAAUUCUGAACUCUAUGGCCCCUUCACCAGCCAACAGAUGCAGGACUGGGUGGAUGACGGCUACUUCAAAGAUGGUGUUUACUGCAGGAAGGUGGAUGAUGGAGGUUCUCAGUUCUAUAAUUCAAAGAGACUCGACUUUGAGCUUUAUACAUGAACUGUUGACAUGUUCUGACAUGCUUAUACCAUACACGUGGUUUACCCUCCAUUACCUUUGAAUAGAUGAAGUGCGCUGGUCCUUCACUGCACACUCUACCACUCUUGUUUUUUUAAAUAAACAAAUUAUAAAUCUAAAAAUGAUAAGACUGAUUUCAGCAUGAUUAAGCUGUGUGUGUUUUGUGUGGCAGGGGUGGGUUGGGUGUGGCUGCAAAGUGUUAAAUCUAUGAAUGUGAAUGUACUAAAUUGUACUACUAAUUUUAGCCCUUCUACUUAAAUGUUUAUGAGUAUGACUCACAUGCAGGAUGAACACCUACCAAAAAACCAAGGGUCAAUGAUGUAUUCAACCUAGACCUAACUCAACAUUUGAGUUAAAAGCCACAGGGGUUUCGCACGUUUUAAUUUAAAUACGCACGACGGAUGGAGAGACUUCAUAAAGGGCGAACAUUUCCCACUACUAUCGCAAUGUGGCUAUCCUCGAAGGACCCAUAAACACAAAACAUCUCUACGCAAAGUUUGCAUGUUGCCCGAAUUUUCAUUGGUCGACCGUACUGAGCACGGGUCUGUGUAGUUGUUUUGCGCAUCCAUUGGUUAGAUUUCAGGACCACAGGGUCUCUAGUCAUGAAACUUAGCCCUGAUUGGCUAAUCAAUAUGUUAAUUGUUUCGAUUUCAAGAACGGAUAUCCAACGAAAUGGCAGGGCGCCGUCCGGCGUAUAUUUACAAUACAAGUUCGGUGUACGUGCUACUGCUAGCAAUCUACAUGCUGCUUCUUCAUAACAACCUGAUAAGUAUGAGAAAUACAGACUGAGUGUUAGCCUUGGUACAGUAAAGUUGAGUCUGUCCAAUGGAGGGAGAUCCUACGAUUCCUCCAACUCUUCCCAGUAGCAGUCGACUCCUUCACAGUGACACCCAAACAAACCACCUCUCUCAAUACACCAGCCGCAAUCAUGAUGGAAAAUCUGCAAACAGAAGUGGAUGUAUUCAAGAGGUCAAUGAGAAACCGGCAAAGACAAAGGAACCAGAAGGAAUGAACCGUGGAACAGCAGCUCCGAGUCCUCAUAGGCGACAAGUCUCCCCCUCUAAGAGAGAGAGAGAGACCAGCAUGAUGCAGGUAUCCCAAUCCCUGUCGGUAAAGUUGAUGAAAGCUGAUAAGACUCAUAAACAACAAAACCUCCAAAAGAGCACGUCAGACUUCAGCCUUGUGCCAGAGCAUGAAACUAAGAACGAGGAUCAGGAAGGCAGAAUGAACAGAGCUGUUCCUUCCUGCUGUACACAAAAUGCAGAUACAUGUAAAGCAGGAGAGGUUGCGUUGGACCCUGAUGCCAUCCAAUCAGAUGGGGAGGAAGAGCGAGAUAUGGAUCCUAUCCCUAAGAGUCCAUCCCCAGUGAAAGGAUGGGUGAUAGGCCCAUUGUUUCAGUCGUUCAAAUCCAAGAUGGCCAGUUUCACAGAGAUUGUCAUGAGUCCGGUCAAACUCUUCAAACCCACAAACAUUCUGCAGUCAACUCUAAAUAUGGACUUCUCAGAGCAUCUGGAUACUGACCAAAUCGUAAACAGUAAACACUAUGAAACUGUAAACUUAAACGGUCCUUUGGAGAAGCUGGACGAGAAAGAAUGCAGUAUAGCGGACACAGAGACAGGACUACUCCGGAACCAGAACCUGGAUGAGAAGGCUGGAUCCUGUAAAUCUCUGGACUCUAACCAAGGUGGACUAGAAGCUCAAGGUAAGCACUUCCAAAGGUCAAGAGGACGAAGGGGUACACGGAUUGCCGUCCAGAAACGCCCCGUUGUUCAAAAAAACCCUGCCGACCAGAAACACCCUGUGGUUCGAAAAUUAGGUUUAGACUUACGAAGCCGCCACCUUCUAGGGGAAGAUAAAUGUGCCUUUGAGAGGAGACGGAGCAUACUUGCAUCAAAUGAACAGAAUGACUCGAUGACUGAAAAGGAAACGAACAACAAUGAUUCUGUUCCUUGUAAACGCAGUCGAUUACUCCAAAGUAGCAUCAAUUCAGGCCCUGAAUCAACAGAAUUAAGCUCUCCUUCUCUGUCCUCGCAACCCUCUGACGACACAAGUGCCUCAUGUGAAUCUAAGCUGAAGCCAAAUAUUCAAACGGUGGAGCAGGUGGGUCUGACAGGCGCUCAGCGGAAACCGUCGAGGAGAAAACGACAUGUCGGUCAGAAAUCUACGACCAAAAGCGGCUCUUCUAAGAUUGCGUCAUCUGAUAUGCCUUGUAACUCUGCUGUUGCUGCAGAGCUGCACUCUGCCAGCAGAUCGCCUGAAAUCGGUGGCAAACAGUUUGCUUUGAAAUGUGACUCGCAGUCAACAAUGAAUGAUUCUAAAGACACUGAUAGUUCCGUCUUGUCCUCUGUGUAUUACACCCCCCCUGACUCCAUGUGUUCCCCGGAUGACAGGGGGAAAAGACAUACUGAGUUUCAUGGAAACCACGACGUGUUGGUUUGUGUCACACAGUCACACAUCUCUGUCAAAAAGAGCCCCGAGAAAACGUCGACAGAUAAUGGAAAAGGCACUGCCCUGGAUAUGGGUGACUCUUUCAAGUUACUUCCAAAGCAGCUAGAGGAGGGUGAGAGAAAGCAUGAAGUAGGAAGCACAAAGAGGGAAAGGAAGUUGAAAGUCACUGCAUUGACAGAUGUUGAGAGAAAUGUUGAGAAAAGAAUGAAGCUUGUGAGAGGAGAGGAAUGCGAAGGGCAGUUGGAGAGGGAAGGGUUAGCUGGGGUUGAAAGUUGCACUCUGGCAUCCUCAGA